AUGUAUAAACUAUCUAUAUUAUUAUUACUUUGUAUUACAUUAAUAGCUUCAAUAUCCGGAGAACCAAGUGUCUCAUAUACUGCCGACACUGCAACAGUGAGUGGAGCUGAUGUGGCCGCCACAACUAGUGCGACAAUCAGUUAUGUGAUCAAGGGUGUGACUUCAUCGGCAAAUAUUGACAAGGUCACUGUAGUUGGCGAUGCUAUUUCUUUCCAAUUCCCCGAGACUCUCUCGAUAAAGGGUACGAUCACUCUACAUCCAAGUGAGCAAACUACCGUUUGGAACCCAACUCCCAUCGUCACGACUGUGUCCCAUCCCGACAUCUCAGGAGGAACGAUCUCCCUGAUUGGCGCGUCACUCAACUCCAAGUACUACGACACUGCCUCUUCGCUGACCUUCCCCAAUGGCGAGACGAUCAAUGAGGUCAGCCAGACAUCCGAGACGACCACUGCCGCAUUCACCCUGCCAUUGGAAGUGUCGACCAAGUACUCUGGCGUCAACAUACCCCUGACUCUCACGGUCCGCGGUAUUAAUGUCACCAUCCAGCUGACAUUCGCGCCACCAGUGAUCACUUCCCAGGCCAACAUAGAAGAUGGAGUGCAGUUGGUUGGUAAGAACUUUGGCUUCAACUCAUCCCUUGCCACUCUGCUCGUCACGCCAGGCGACACACCCGUCAAGAUUGGCAACAUCACCAACACUGCCAUCACCAUCCUCUUUGCCGACAAUGCCUUCCUCUCCACCGCUGGCACCCAGUUGCUCACACUCUCAGUCAAUGGCAACAAGAUGGAGAAGGCCUUCUCAUUGACUAUCAAGACCCAGAUCGUUAGAUACUUCCAGAAGGCUCAAUUGGGCUACAUUGUUACCAACAUACCAUUGAAGCAACAGGGUAAGGCUUUGGUCCAGAACAAUGAGAUUGAUUAUAAUGCUGUGUCAGACUCGGAUGCUGGAAAGAACGUCGUGGCGUUCACUCUGCCAUGGAACUCUGUGCUGGGCAACUCGUCCGUCUACCUGAACAUUGGCGCCGGCUCGAUUGUGACCGACCCCUUCCCCAUCUACAUCCAGCCAUCGAUCACCAACAUCAACCAGUCGAUGCCAGUGUGGGGCGGCUUCGUCCUGAUCAACGGAUUCAUUCUGCCAACUGAUACCAGCACCAAGCGCAGUGUGAUGCUCGGAAACUACUCUUGCGAGAACAUCUACAGCUACAGCGCCAACCAGAUCGCAUGUACCGCGCCACCAGGUGCCUCGAAGGAUCUGCCCGUGGUGGUCACACUCAACGGAAUCAAGAACCUUGAGGCCGAUGCCAUCACCUUUAGCUACGUUGCGCCAAUCAUUGACUCAGUGUAUGUUGCCGAGGCCAACAUAUCGAUCAACGGAUCAAACUUCAAUCUCCCUGCAAACAUCACUGUCAAUGACAUACCCUGUGACUCGCCAUCCGUCACCACCUACGACCAGAUCACAUGUGUGUUCAGCGGUGACCUAACUACCUUGCUCGGCACCGAGGUCACUGUCAAGUUAUCAGUUGGUAACCAAGAGGUCGAUGGAAAGUACACAUUGACAUCAUCAUCGAACAAACUAAUGACAAGUAUCCUGCCUGCAACAGUCGUUAUGUUGCUGCUAUUACUUGUACUCUAG
Acytostelium subglobosum LB1 is the source of this 1632-nucleotide messenger RNA. RefSeq lists its product as hypothetical. The coding region runs from base 1 to 1632 and encodes 543 amino acids. NCBI's taxonomy places the organism in Eukaryota, Evosea, Eumycetozoa, Acytosteliales, Acytosteliaceae. The record is from RefSeq and is a predicted model, not a curated record. The transcript is spliced from 4 exons.